Helianthus annuus (common sunflower) is the source of this 4482-nucleotide messenger RNA. Its product is annotated as ABC transporter B family member 4. Gene Ontology annotation, biological process: transmembrane transport. Gene Ontology annotation, cellular component: membrane. Gene Ontology annotation, molecular function: ATP binding; ABC-type transporter activity; ATP hydrolysis activity. The record is from RefSeq and is a predicted model, not a curated record. Lineage: Eukaryota; Viridiplantae; Streptophyta; Magnoliopsida; Asterales; Asteraceae.
AAUGGAAUAUGCCUGCCUCUAAUGUCUCUUCUUUUGGGCGAAGUUAUUAAUGCUUUUGGUCACAACCAGAUAAAUAUUCAUCGUGUUGUCAACGCUGUUUCCAAGGUGUCGUUGAAAUUUGCUUACCUUGCUGUUGGGUGUGGUGUUGUAUCAUUCGUCCAGGUUUCAUCGUGGAUGAUAACGGGAGAACGACAGGCUGCAAGAAUAAGGAGUUUGUAUCUAAAAAACAUAUUACGACAAGAUAUAUCCUUCUUUGACAAAGAAACAAAUACAGGGGAAGUUGUUGGCAGGAUAUCAGGUGACACCGUACGCAUACAAGAUGCGAUGGGGGAAAAGGUUGGAAAAUUCAUACAACUAUCUUCAACAUUUGUGGGAAGUUUUGUGGUAGCGUUUGUCCAAGGAUGGCUUCUUACACUUGUAAUGUUAACCUCAAUUCCUCCGAUAGUAGUUUCUGGUUCGGUUAUGUCAGUUAUGGUAGCCAAGAUGGCGUCGCAUGGCCAAACCACGUAUGCUAAAGCUGCCACUUUAGUCGAACAGACGAUUGGAUCAAUCAGGACGGUUGCAUCUUUCACAGGGGAGAAAAAAGCGGUUACAGAUUACAAUAAAUCACUUGUUGAUGCGUACAAUUCUAGUGUUCAUGAAGGCCUGGUGACCGGCUUCGGCAUUGGAUCAAUGGUUUUUAUUAUGUUCUGUAGUUACGCAUUGGCUGUUUGGUUUGGUGCAAAGUUGAUACUAGAAAGGGGGUACACUGGCGGAGAUGUGAUUACUAUAGUUUUUGCUGUGGUGACUGGAUCCAUGUCACUUGGGCAGGCAUCUCCCUGUUUGAGUGCAUUUGCUACGGGUCGGGCAGCAGCAUUCAAGAUGUUCGAAACUAUAAACCGAAAGCCUGAAAUAGACGCAUAUGACACAAAGGGGAAAGUAUUAGACGAUAUUCGCGGUGACAUAGAAUUAAAAGACGUGUAUUUUACAUAUCCAGCAAGACCAGAUGAAGAAAUAUUUAGCGGGUUUUCACUUUGCAUCUCUAGUGGAACAACCGCAGCUUUGGUUGGUCAAAGUGGAAGCGGAAAGUCAACGGUGAUUAGCCUAAUAGAGAGAUUUUAUGAUCCUCAACAAGGUGAAAUUCUUAUUGAUAAUAUUAAUUUAAAAGAAUUUCAGAUAAAAUGGAUUAGAGAGAAAAUUGGUCUUGUUAGCCAAGAACCGGUUCUGUUUACGUCCAGCAUUAAGGAUAAUAUUUUGUACGGGAAAGAUGACGCGUCUAUGGACGAGAUUAGAGUCGCGGUCGAGCUCGCAAAUGCUGCUAAGUUCAUCGAUAAACUACCUAAGGGAUUGGACACAAUGGUCGGUGAGCAUGGAACACAACUCUCCGGCGGACAGACAAGAAUUGCUAUUGCCAGAGCCAUUCUCAAAGACCCCAGAAUCCUUCUUCUGGAUGAAGCAACAAGUGCUCUCGAUGCAGAGUCGAGGGUUGUGCAGGAGGCUUUGGACAGGAUCAUGGUUAAUAGAACAACCGUCAUUGUUGCACAUCGUUUAAGCACUGUCAGAAAUGCCGACGUGAUUGCCGUUAUUCAUAGGGGAAAGAUAGUUGAAAAAGGAUCACAUUCAGAGCUAGUACAGGAUCCUGAAGGAGCAUACUCUCAGCUUAUAAAAUUACAGGAAGUAGAUGGUGAUUCAGAACAUCAUAACUCAGAGAUCGUCGGUUUCAAGAAGCCCGCCGCACUGUCAAAGUCCAAGUCGUUUGGUUCGCCGCUACACAUCAAUGACUCGCCACCUACAGAAUCCUUGGAAAAAGAAACAGAAAAAACCUCAAAAAACCGACCAAAAGUGCCACUCCGACGCCUAGCAAUCUUAACAAACCAGCAAACACCAGUUCUCAAUAAUCGGUUCAAUAGCCGCUAUUAUCACACGGCAAUAUACCCCAUUUUUAGCCUCCUACUUUCCAGCAUGAUCAAAACAUUUUACGAGCACCCACAUAUAAUGAAAUCCGAAUCGAAAUUCUGGGCUGUAAUGUUCGUAAUCCUCGGGCUAGUUUUUUCGUUUAUAGCUUAUCCUGGUAGAUCUUAUCUGUUCGCUGUGGCCGGGGCUAAACUUAAACGGAUCAGAUCACUAUGCUUUGAGAAAGUGGUGAACAUGGAGGUUAGUUGGUUCGAUCAGCGAAACUCUAGUGGAGCCAUCGGUGCACGACUGUCCACGGAUGCAGCAGUGUUCGCGGUUGGUUGUGACGCGCUUGCUCAAAUUGUUCAGACUCAGCGUCUGCUGCAGCCCGGUUUAGUAAUCGCUUUUGCAGCUUGCUGGCAGUUAACUCUCAUAAUUCUUGCUCUGAUACCGUUAAUGAGUGCUAAUGCGUAUGUUAGAUGCAGUUUCAUGAAAGGGUUGAGUGCUGAUGCUAAAUUAAUGUACGAGGAAGCAAGCCAGGUGGCGAAUGAAGCUGUCGGGAGUAUAAGGACGGUAGCGUCUUUUUGCGCAGAAGAGAAAGUUAUGAAACUUUAUAGAAAUAAAUGCGAGGGCCCGAAACAGACCGGGAUUAAACAGGGUUUAAUAACCGGGAUCGGGUUUGGGGUUUCGUUCCUUUUUCUUUUGUGUAUGUAAUGCAGCCAGUUUUUAACAGGGGCCCGGUUUAUCGAAUCCGGAAUAACAAAUUUUGAGGAUGUUUUUAGAGUUUUCUUUGGUCUAAUGAUGGCGGCGUUAGCAGUGUCCCAAUCGAGCUCGGUUGCACCCGAUACAAACUAAAGCUAAAAGCUCGCGGUCUCGGUUUUUGCGAUGCUUGACCGAGAGUCGGAAAUUGACCCGAGUGAUGAGUCGGGUUUGACUUUGGAUACAGUCAGAGGGGAAAUCGAGAUCCGUAACGUUAGUUUUAAGUAUCCUACCCGACCGAUGUUGAGAAUAUUUCGUGAUUUAUGCUUAACUAUUCAUAGUGGCAAGACAGUGGCAUUGGUUGGUGAGAGUGGAAGUGGCAAAUCAACGGUUAUCCAACUUUUACAAAGAUUCUAUAACCCGAAUUCGGGUUGUAUCACAUUGGAUGGAACUGAGUUACACAAAUUUCAACUCAAGUGGCUAAGGUUACAGAUGGUCUGGUUAGCCAAGAACCCGUUGUUGUUUAAUGACACCAUUCGAGCCAAUAUUGCUUAUGGAAAGGACGGUGAUGCAACCGAAGCUGAAAUUUUGUUGCUUCCGAGGCUGGCAAAUGCCCACAACUUCAUUAGUGGUUUGUACGAGGGUUACAAUACAAUGGUAGGGGAAAGAGGCGUACAAAUGUCGGGUGGCCAAAAACAAAUAGCAAUUGCUAGAGCCAUUGUAAGUCCCAAGAUAUUACUGUUAGAUGAGGCCACAAGUGCACUAGACGCCGAGUGAAGAGUGGUUCAAGACGCGUUGGAUGGUGUGGUUAACCGGACCACAGUAGUGGUGGCUCAUCGGUUGUCUACAAUUAAGGGCGCUGAUGUAAUCGCUGUUUUAAAAAAUGGAGCAAUCGUUGAGACGGGAAAGCAUGAUGAAUUAAUUAAUAUUAAGGAUGGAUUAUAUGCAUCUUUAGUCGCACUUCAUAAAGCUCUUCAAAUUAAUUAUGAAUUACCUAAUGACUUUACAUCAAUGGUUUGGGGAGACACCCACCUUACAAAGAUUCAGUUAAGAUUCUUGAUGGUGACAAUAUAUGGUUUUGUAAGAGUAAAAAAAACAGAUGUUGGCCCUGUUCUUGCUGAUGGAUUCACCAAACUGGUAAUGGCAGAUAAGUUUUGGAGAGAUUUUUAUGGAAAGAUGUUCAAAGGUGGUCAAUCAACUCUGUAUUUAGGAGAUACGUUUUGGAACGUUAACAUGGACGGAUUAAUUGACAGGUGUGUUUUUACUCAUGGAUGUUCGGAGAUGAUAAAUGAACUUGCCUUAGACAGGAGAUCUACCUUUGUUUUCUCAAUGCAUGGAAAUAAGAACAACAGGGUUGAGUUAGUAGUUUUGGACGACCCAAUCUAUGUUGACGAUUUUGAUGAAUUUGCUAUCGAGACGGCAUGUAAAGAGGAGUGUAUUGAUGCUGGAACUGUCAUUGAAGAAGGUGUUGUUGUUGAAAGUAAAGAUGUUAAAAGCUCAGUUUGGCAGGUUUUGAAGAUAUGUUCAAUGAUCAAGACGAUUUCCAAGUUUGAUACCUUUUUCUCAUCUCUACUUGAAAUGGAAGACCUUAAGAAGAAGUUUCAAAGAGAAUUGGGAUCUCAAAAACUGAAGGCAAAGGCCAAACCAAGUGUUUGUUUGUUUAAAGGCAAGUCCAAAGUUUAUGAAACUCAGACAAAACGAAGUCUUCGGAGCAGAAUUAAAAGAGUUGAUGCAGGAGCAAGCACUUCCUCUCUGGUCUUGAAAUCCACAGAAACGACAAAAAGAAAUCUUCGAAGCCGAAUUAAAAAGGUUGAUGAAGCGCCAAUGACGGGUUCUCCAGUCUUGAAAUCCACAAACCUGAAAAAGCGCAAGAAGACAAUUCAAAUACUUAACCCACAAUCAACGUUUUGA